GUCAGGUAUGUGAACACAUACAAGGAAUUUGACUCCGGUCACUUUGCUUCAUGGUACAACAAAAUGAAAAACACCACUUGAAGAAGCAUAAAGAGUCAGGGUUAAGGUAGCAGUUGAUUUUUUUUAUUUUAUUUUAUUUAUUUUUUUAUAAAUGACAGUUUUAUUUCAAAGAUUUUUUCACAGUUUAAAACAAAAAUAACUUCCUGUAGAUGUUCAGAAAUAAUUCAUCAUGUAUGACACAUUAAUUAAAUACACUCCCUGGCCACUUCAUUAGCUGCACUAUUAAACUCUCAUAAAGUCAUCAGGAGGUGAAUGACCGUUCUCUCCGAACAGGAACGUGUUGAACCUCAGACUCUGAAGGACUCCUCUGCCGUACCUAAUGAAGUGGCCACUAGUGUACCUAAUAAUCUGGACAUUAUUUAGACUAGAAUAGGUGGACAGGUGUUCCUAAUGAAGUGGCCGGUGAGGCGCUCUGCUGCCCCCUGCUGGUCAGACCGUCUAAUCCGCAUCUUUAAUAUGUUGAUCUAUUUCUGCUGUGAGUGACUGACAGCUCACCUGUCCAGGUUAAGCCCGCCCCGCCCCUCCCGUGACGUCGGCUGACCCCACCGUCCAGAUGUUCGUCGGGAGGAAACAGGAACCUCUGCUCCAGAUUUGAACAGGGCGCAUGCGCAGAGUGCGACAGCUGCUUCCCAGGGGACGGACGGAAGAAAGUUUGAGAGAAAGAUUCAGAACCAGCACCCGGACCAGGACCGGGACCAGGACUGGGACAACCGCUAGCCAGAGGUGAUGCCUGAAGGAUCUCUGCGCUGCCCCAUGGGUGAAGGUCACAUGACCAGACUCUAAAUCGCCACGGGAACCGUGUUACAUAAGGCAGGACUGUGAUGUCACUCUGCUGACCAGAGGUUUGAUUCUCUACGGGAGACGUCGUCACCAUGGCAACUCGUACAGAGUCCCCCCGUCUGUCCACCGCCUCCAUCAGCAGUGAUGAGCGCGCUCCGUCGGCCACGCCCUCCGACUCCUCAGACCGGCGGCCGGCGAGCCUGAUCUCCACGCUGUCCUCGGGCUCCGGAUCAUCCAGAGACGACAACACCACCCCCCCUCCUCCCUCCACCACGGAGGGGUUGAACCCAGACCCCAACAGGAAGGGGAGGAGCUUUGUUCACAACAAUAACAACAACAACAAGCAGCGGGCGUCCAGUCAGAGGCAGCCGGCCUCGCCCUUUGUCAGGGGGACCAUGGCCCCCAACCCCCAACUGACCUACCUGGACCGCGUGGUCAUGGAGAUCAUCGAGACGGAGAGGAUGUACGUCAGAGACCUGCGCAUGAUCGUAGAGGAUUAUCUGGCUCACAUCAUCGACCAGGCGGAUCUGUCCAUCCGUCCUGAGCAGGUGUGUUCACUCUUCGGAAACAUCGAAGACAUCUACGAGUUCAACAGUGAGCUGCUUCAGGAUCUCGACAUGUGUGACAAUGACCCCGUAGCUGUUGCCAGGUGCUUUGUGACAAAGAGCGAAUACUUUGAGAUCUACACCCAGUACUGUACCAACUACCCAAAUUCGGUGGCGGCGCUGACUGACUGCAUGAGGAAUAAAUCUCUGGCCAAGUUCUUUCGGGAACGUCAGGCGUCCUUGAAGCGUUCGCUACCUCUGGGUUCAUACCUGCUCAAACCCGUUCAGAGGAUACUGAAAUACCACCUGCUGCUCCAGGAGAUAGCGAAGCACUUUGACCCAGAGGAGGAAGGCUACGAGGUGGUGGAAGACGCCAUCUACACCAUGACGGGGGUGGCCUGGUACAUCAACGACAUGAAGAGGAAACACGAGCACGCCGUCAGACUGCAGGAGGUUCAGUCGUUGCUGCUGAACUGGAAAGGUCCUGACCUCACCACCUAUGGAGAACUGGUUUUGGAGGGAACCUUCAAGGUUCCCCGCGCCAAAAACGAGAGAACGCUCUUCCUGUUUGACCGCAUGCUGCUGAUCACCAAACGUCGUGGAGAGCACUAUGUCUACAAAGCCCACAUCUCCUGUUCCACUCUGAUGCUGAUUGAAAGCGCCAAAGACUCCCUGAGCUUCAGCGUCACACAUUACAAGCACCCCAAACAGCCUCACACCGUCCAGGCGAAGACGGUGGAGGAGAAGAAGCUGUGGGCUCAUCACAUCAAACGCAUCAUUCUGGAGAACCAUCACGCCAUCAUCCCUCAGAAGGCUAAAGAGGCGAUCCUGGAGAUGGAUUCUAUCUACCCGUCCAGGUAUCGGUACAGUCCUGAACGUCUGAAGAAAGCUUUGUCCUCUCAGUCUGAUGAGUUUCCACGAGACACUCGUCAGGGCCGCCGUCAGUCUGAGCCGAUCAGACAGAAGAGCAGCAAAGUGCUCCCGCAGCACUCAGACUCUGAGACGGUGGCUUCAGGCGACCGACGCUCGCUGCAGCCCACUGUUAGCAGCUUCACACUGGGAUCCAGAGGCCUGGAGGAGGAUGAGGAGGAGGAGGAGGAGGAAGAGGAGCUCAGCACCGGGAAGGACUCUCUAGAGCGACUGCUGUGCAGUGAGGAAGAGGAGGAGGAAGAGGUUCUGCUGGAGGAGCAGGAGGACGACUUUGCCACCUCGGUGCUGGCAGCCAUUUCAUGCUGGCACUACAGAGUCCAGGCCUUCCUCUCCAUCUCGGGGACGGAGGCAGAAGGAGGAGGCGUCGUCUCUUCCAACAGCCCAAACAAAGAAAAUGGACGACUUCCUGAAGAGGACGAGUCAACAGAAUCGUCACCUGAGCAGCCAGCUGCAGAUGAGCUGCCACGGGAGGAGUUAGAACCACAGGAAGCACCUGAACCAGAACCGUCCUCUGAUUUGGAUCCGACCAAAACCUCAGCCUCUCCUCAGAAAUUCGAAGAAGCGAAGUCUGAGCCCGAUCCAGAGCCGGUAGAGGAGCUGUCCUCGGCCACGCCCGAUUCAGAUUCAAAGACACUGAGCAGCGAGGACUCCUCAGAGGAUGAGGGGGACGAGAAGGAGGCGGUGGAGAAGGAGGUGGAAUCCCCGAGCAUCCUCCCGUCCUCUGUCUUGGACAAAGCCGGCGCCAUUGCUCAGCAUUUCACCAACAGCAUCAAGCGGGGCAGCCUGGUCCAGGACGACACCCGCUCCCUCGGCGGUGCUUCCCCUCGGUUACCCAGCAGGACCGGCAGCAGCCUCAGCCUCAGCCUCAGCACCGAACCGGCCGAACGACCUCCACGGCUCAACAGUGUAUCCUCUGAUCCCGUAGAGACCUUUGGCGCCACAGAUCUGACCCUUCUGUCUCCUCGGGAAGACAGCCUCUUUGACGCCGAGCGAAGUAUUCGCCGGAGGAGGGACUCCACCCUGUCCAAGCAGGACCAGCUGCUCAUCGGUAAAAUCAAGAGUUAUUAUGAGAAUGCCGGAAGCCAGGACGCCACCUUCAGCCUCCAGCGCAGAGAGAGUCUGACCUACAUCCCAACAGGGCUGGUCAGGAGCUCUGUCAGCCGGUUCAACAGCAUCCCCAGGGAAGACGUUGUCCAGACAGAUCCGUCGUCCUCCGGUCUGGACGCUUCCUCAGAGACGCAGGAUCACAUGGUCUCCAGUGACUCCUUGGACUCUUUGAGGUCCGAUCACAGAAGUACUGGUCCAGAAGAUUCAGGAGAAAGCCCUGUGUCCAGAUCUCAAAGCAUACAGGAGAUUCCAUCUGAGGAUGAAGAGUUCAGACCUUCAUCUGAAAUGAUCAAGAUCUGGCAGGCGAUGGAGAAAGACCUCAGAUCCCAGAGUGAAGACAGAGGCCACAGUCGUUCCGGAGAUGCUCUAAAAACCUCCAGAGUGACCAGCGCCGGCCUUCCUACCCCAACUAAGAGCUGGGACCAGAGGAGUGGAGCAUCUGACCUCAGCACCAUCACAGAAUCCACCGACAUUUCAGCCUUCAAGCCUGAGGUUUCAAGGGUGAACCGGCCAGGAAGUCUGAAGUUCGGGGAAGAGGCCGCCGUCCUCAGAGCUCCUGUUCCUCGGUUCACCCAGCUGAGGGCGGAGGCCGAGGGGGAAAGACCCAGUGAGGAUUCAAACCAGCCAGACGGCGUCGACAUGACAAAGAGCAAAGUUCUCCAUCUGGCCCGUCAAUACAGCCAGCGAAUCAAAACGACCAGACCGAUCGUCAGACAGCGAAGUCAGGGCCUCCUGACCUCCAGGAUGAGCUUAGCUUCUGUGAUGGAGGAGGAGAGUUCAGGUAAACCCGCCCUGACUCUCCCACUGGUCUCUCACAACCAGAGGCGGAGUCCUGUAGACCAGGUCCAGUCUUCGACCCCCAGCCUCAUGUGCAGAUCCAGGGUAGUGGUCUCCCCGGGUCAGGCUCGUUCUCGCAGCCCCCUCAGUCCUCCUCCCAUCGAGGGCUUCAACUGGCCCGACGUCAGCCAGCUACGCUCCAAGUACUUCGACCAUGGCCGCUCUCAGAAGAGUCCGGUCUGCCGGAGUCGCUCCAGUCCAGACCAGAUGUUUGAUGGAGGUCUGAGGAGACACUCCAGCUGCUCCUCCAGCCUCCCCCUGUCCGACUUCUCCGACAAACCUCAUGGUAGAGGAGACGCUGGCCGAGAGGAGCGCAGCAAACGACUCCACAGAGCAAACUCUCUGGACCCUCGGCUCAGCAGGGCUCAGAUGGCCGAGUUGCAGAGGCUCCAGGACCAGGUCUCUGACGGCUACUACGUCUCAGCCGAGGCACCGCUACCCAACGACCCCCAUCACAGGAUUCUAGUGGUGGAGAAGCUCCUGGAACCUGAAGAGACCAAAAAGACCAAAGAAGAGGAGGACGAUGACAGCUACGUCCAGAUCCGCUCCCCCACCAGCAGAGAGAAGAUCUCCAUCGUGGCCGUGGUGGACCGGUGCCGGGUCUACCUGGAGUCCGACCAGUACAAACAGAGGCACCAAGACCUCGAGAAGACGGAGCACGACGAGUCCCAGAAAACCAGACCAGCCACUGGUCAGAAGACUGAGAGCGGCCUCGUGAAAAACCUGAGGGAGAAGUUCCAGAGUCUGGGCUGAAGGACCUGACCAGAACCAGGCCAGAAACAUCAGAACCAGACCCGGACCAUCAGAGCCAGACCAGGACCAUCAGAACCAGACCAGGACCAUGGGACUUACUAAUGAUGAUCAGAGAAUUAUUAUAUGAAUGUAAACCAAUAAUCUAAUUAAUCCACAACCAGCCAUGUCCUCUGGUCUUUGGAGAGAAAUCUAGAACCUGAAUCUUUUUAUUAUGUUAGUUUUGUACAGGAUUGAGUCGUUUCUCUUUGUGUUUUAUAGUUUAUGACCUUAACCCCUGCUGCUGCCAGAGGAAAAUCACUAAACCAGUAAACCAGUAACCAGUAACCAUAAACCAGUAAACAGCGUCUUGACUUUCAGACUGUAACAGUGUGUGAAGAAUGAAACCUGCUCCCAGGGGGAAGUCCUCAUUAAUUCAGCACUACCUGUGUUUGUCUGGAUUUCGUGCCUUUUGUAUUCAGUGUUUGCUCGGAGGCACGUUGGCAGGGUUUGUCUCAUGCUCCUAUUUAUUGACCCCGAUGUAAAUAGACCCCCUCGUCUUUCUAGAACUGGAAAAUAUAAGUGGACAAAGAUUAUCAUGUGACUGUGUCUGUCCCACAUUAAAAUCACUUUGAACAACAA
This is a messenger RNA of Mugil cephalus (flathead mullet), 5630 nucleotides long. RefSeq names its product pleckstrin homology domain-containing family G member 3 (gene plekhg3). The transcript is spliced from 20 exons. NCBI's taxonomy places the organism in Eukaryota, Metazoa, Chordata, Actinopteri, Mugiliformes, Mugilidae. The coding region runs from base 933 to 5012 and encodes 1359 amino acids. Gene Ontology annotation, molecular function: guanyl-nucleotide exchange factor activity. The record is from RefSeq and is a predicted model, not a curated record.